Charadrius vociferus (killdeer) is the source of this 657-nucleotide messenger RNA. It is a transcript of the gene RFESD, whose product is annotated as Rieske (Fe-S) domain containing. Gene Ontology annotation, molecular function: 2 iron, 2 sulfur cluster binding. The transcript has 4 exons. NCBI's taxonomy places the organism in Eukaryota, Metazoa, Chordata, Aves, Charadriiformes, Charadriidae. The record is from RefSeq and is a predicted model, not a curated record. The coding region runs from base 1 to 588 and encodes 195 amino acids.
AUGCUGGACCUCAUUGUUCUGAGCCUCCACUUCUUCAUCUGCUUUCUCAUCUCCGUGGCCAUCUGGCGGGGGCCCAAGGAUGUGGAUUUGCCCAGCUCAAGUACAGGCACAGUUGAAGAGGAGCCAGAUGGUCUUAUAUUAAUUGGCAAAGAAGAUGACAUAAAGAAAUCCCAAAGGAUUACAGCCAAAGUCAAUGGCAGAGAAAUUGUUGUUUUCUACCAUGAAGGGAAAUUUCAUGCUUUGGACUCUCGCUGCUACCAUGAAGGAGGCCCUUUGCGUCUUGGAGAAAUAGAGGAUAUUGAUGGCCAAGCAUGUAUCGUUUGUCCUUGGCAUAAGUAUAAAAUCACUUUGGAAACAGGAGAAGGAUUGUAUGAAGGAAUAAACCCUCUGGAGCCAACACCAACGCCACAGUGGCAAUCAAAAGGAGUGAAACAGAGGAUUCAUAAAGUCACAAUAGACAAUGGAAACGUUUAUGUGAGUCCUCCAGAUCUGUCUGUAAGCUUUGACUCCGAUUAUUUUGCUGAGAAGUACAAAAAUAGUGGUGAUUUAUCCAUGGAAAAACAAAGCAACUCACAAGCAGCAGAGUAAGGCAUGGCCAGAAGGCAGAAUCUGGGUGAAUGCCGCAACAAAGAACCAUUGCCGUGAAAUAGAAAUGUA